AUGGCGCAGUUUCAUUGUCGCUGGCGUAACGUGUUGAUCUGUGUGUGCAGUCCAUGCAUCUGCCUGGCGCUGCUGUUCAUCUACGCCACUAUCAUGGUGUGUAUACGUAUGGGUAGCACAGCAUCGUCCUGGGCCGCAGAGAAAAAUCAUUUUGUGGCCUCAGGAACUUUUACAAACAACAGCUUUGCCCCUCUGCCUAAAACUUUCUGGGAGUUCCACUUGCAUGGGGAUGCCUUUUGGAACAAUCUCCAGCAGGUCACUGACCGGCAUUUUAACCCCAUCCUGCACCCCAACGACCACAAGAGGGGAUUAGGUAAAAGCACCUCUGAUGAGUCCCCACUGAGGCAAAGUUUCUCUGCGGUUAUCAACCUGGAUAGCACGAAGAGAAACUUUGAGAAGCUGCCACAGCAGAUACAAGAGUUUGUGAGCCACAUGCAAAAGAGGGACUACCCAACCAUCACGCAGCCUGAUGGAGUAUGUGGGGCUGGGGCAAAAGACGAGAAGGAGCCCCCUCUGCUUCUCCUGGCCAUCAAAACAACAGAGCUGAACUUUAAGAACCGACAGGCCAUUCGACAGACCUGGGGCCAGGUGGGCUGGGUGGCAGGACAGAAGACGAACAGUAGCAGAGGAGAGGAAGGCGGAGGAUAUGUCCGCAGGGUAUUCCUGCUAGGCAAAGAAAACACGGAGGAGCUGGGUGUAGAUUUAUCUGAUUUAGUGCAGCUAGAGAGUAAACGUUAUGGAGACAUUAUACAGUGGGACUUCAAAGACACAUUUUACAACCUCACCUUGAAGGACGUGCUCUUCUGGAGCUGGUUCUCACGUUCCUGCGGCCGGACUCGCUUCGUCUUUAAGGGAGACGACGAUGUCUUUGUCAACACCCCAAAAAUGAUAACCUACCUCCAGGAGCAGCUGAAGAAGCCGAAAGCAUACAAGACCAUGAAAGACUUCAUGGUUGGAGAUGUCAUAGGUGCAGCCAUGCCCAACCGAGUCAAUAAGUCCAAGUACUUUGUCCCUGACAGCUUCUACAAGGGCUUCUAUCCUACAUAUGCAGGCGGGGGAGGGGUGGUGUACUCAGGCCAGCUGACCAAACGCCUGCACAACAUGUCUAAAAAAGUUCACCUGUUCCCCAUUGAUGACGUUUACGUAGGUAUGUGUAUGAUUCGGCUCAAAGUGCACCCCGUUCACCACCCUGCCUUCCUCACGUUUGACUUUCCUGGAAAGGAAGAGCAGGAGCUGUGUUCGUACCACAGGAUCCUAUUGGUCCACAAACGAAGCCCCCACCAGGUAGUUAAACUGUGGGACCACAUGAAUAAGACACAGACCCAGUGUUGGGACGUGCCUCUGAAGACCGUUGGCGAGAGCAAAAAUAAGCCAAAAACUCUAUGAUGUUAAAGACAACGACUCUAAACAUUUCCUGUUAAGAGUUACGAAGAGGCGACAGUAUGUUAACUUAUGUCUGUUUUACUUCAGGUAUCCAUGUUCUGGGGUUAGGUUUUAUAAUUUAAUUACAACUAAACAUUAAAAUUUUCAAAGGAUUAAGCUAGUGUUUUUUGCAUGUGAUAAUCCAUUUGCUACAGACACCCUUUUCACAAUUUUUUCCUUUUAAAUGUAUUUUUCCAGCCAACAAAAAUGUAACAGUAGCAUGGCGAAGAGUCAUAAAGUCAGUGAAAUAUCUUAGUAAUGUGAGUCGUGCAAGAAUAUUUUCCCACAGUUAGCUGACAUCAGCCACCCCUGCUAGUGGUCAUACCAGACCAGCUACGUCUGGAGUCGCACUUUAAGUGUUAAGAUUUAAGAGUUAUGUGCUUCAAGUUUUAAAAUAAUCAUAAUAAUAACACUGAAGGUUAGCUGUGUUAAAUGUAGUAAUUUUUAAGAUGACUGUGAAUUUAGUGGUUAAGUUGGUUUUGCAGUGUUGAAACUGGGAAGGUCUCCAUUCCGGCUCCGGUCGUUUUGAAGUAAAGAAUGUGGCUCCACUCCGGUUAAACUCGCUUUGGAAAACUGUCCA
Messenger RNA from Seriola aureovittata, 2002 nucleotides. RefSeq names its product N-acetyllactosaminide beta-1,3-N-acetylglucosaminyltransferase 2-like. Gene Ontology annotation, molecular function: hexosyltransferase activity. The record is from RefSeq and is a predicted model, not a curated record. NCBI's taxonomy places the organism in Eukaryota, Metazoa, Chordata, Actinopteri, Carangiformes, Carangidae. Bases 1 to 1386 code for a protein of 461 amino acids. Gene Ontology annotation, cellular component: membrane. The transcript has a single exon.